GCACAUUCUUGGAAAUCCACCUAGUAAACACACAGAAAUCCAAUUCCUAGCCUUUAUUCAACGUCUCUGCCAUUUUUACCAUCCUAUUAUUUAUGGAAAUAAAUCCCAUAAUAUUAACCUACCCACAAUCCCAUGGCAGUAUAUUUAUGUAAUCGUUGCGACUAGAACUUUACUAGUUGAGUCAUAUUUUUCUCAUUGCUUGAGAAGUUGUAGCAUUAGCACAAUGUAUGGUUCAAGCUCAACUUCAUCCAAGGAUGACACUGUCAUCUCAAUCCCUAGCACCAAAAAAAGGCCUGCUGCAGUUCUUGAAGAAGUCGCUCAGCGCGAUCCAAAGCUCGCGAAAAGGAUUAUGACUAACCGGAGGUCGGCUAUGAGGGCAAAGGAGAGGAAGAAGAUGUACAUUCAGACGCUUGAAUGCAACAUACAAAGGUUGCAGUUUGAAUUAGCUGCUCUGACUGCUCAGUUGGAACAAUGGCAGGUAGACACCCUUUACAUAACUGCAGAAAACAAUAGAUUGAAAGAAUGUCUACACCAUAUUUUGGAAGACAUUGAAUUGCAAGACGCCUUGAAUUAUCAUAGCAGAAAUGAGAUUGAACGUCUGAAAAGACUUGUUUUCUCAAACAAUAUCUCAAACGAUUGAGUUGGAUUGAUGCACACAUGUUUUUUGUCCGCAAGACAUAGCAUCAUUCCACGGGAUGCCCUGGUAGUGGUGCACCUAUGUCAUGAAAGUCCUUCUCCAAAGUCCGCACACAGAUUCAGCAAUAAAAACUUCAGGAGUUUGAGCAGCAGCAUGAUCGGCAGAAGUUGAAACAGAUGUUAUUGAGAAAAUAAUUUUUUCAAGUUCAAUGUACUUUUUUGCUGAUAAUAAGUUUAGAUUUAUUUGAAUUAAGAAUAUUUACAUUUUACAUGACUUAUUUUUCUGUCAA
Molecule: messenger RNA, 926 nt
Organism: Malus domestica (apple)
Lineage: Eukaryota; Viridiplantae; Streptophyta; Magnoliopsida; Rosales; Rosaceae
Product: probable transcription factor PosF21
Biological process (GO): regulation of DNA-templated transcription
Cellular component (GO): nucleus
Molecular function (GO): DNA-binding transcription factor activity
Source: RefSeq, a predicted model, not a curated record